This is a messenger RNA of Vollenhovia emeryi, 1074 nucleotides long. RefSeq lists its product as uncharacterized. The coding region runs from base 193 to 786 and encodes 197 amino acids. NCBI's taxonomy places the organism in Eukaryota, Metazoa, Arthropoda, Insecta, Hymenoptera, Formicidae. The transcript is spliced from 2 exons. The record is from RefSeq and is a predicted model, not a curated record.
GAGUGCGGAAGACAACGCUGCGCGCACCACGCGCUUCAAUUCCUCCCCAGUGACCGAUAUAAUUGCGCGUUACACAACGCCUGCAAAUUGAAACGCUGGCUGCUCGUGCGAAACACCGACGUACGGCCUAGCGACGACGCGCAGCUCAAAAGCCGAGGCGAAGCCGACAAAACAGAGAACGACUACGUUCCUAUGAAGAGUAAAAAUUUCAACGGCGACGCAAGGAAAGAAGAAGAAGAAGAAGAAGAGCCGUGCCACCACUCGGGGAAAGCCUAUUACAUGCCGAGCGUCAAAAGAGAAUAUCUUUCGACGAUCGACAAGGACCGCAACGCCGCACAAACCACCUUCUCGCUAUCGGCAGACGACGGCAACGGCUCGACAACGAGACCACCGGCGACAGAGCACUGGGCCAUCUGCGUGUCAGAUAUGCGGGAGUCUAUCCUGCCGACAGACUGCCGAGGGUGUGGACGAGGUCGACCGCUAUCGUCGCUAACACAGACAACCACGAUCGACCUGGCCGGCACUGGGUCGCCUUCUACAUCGACGAACACGGCACCGGAACGUAUUUCGACAGCUACGGACUCCCCCCCUUGGACCCCAGAUUCCUCCUACGCCUACGUCGAAACUCCACCACCCACCGAUGGAACACCGCCACCCUGCAGGGAAUACUCUCUCAAACCUGCGGACACUACUGCUGCGUAUUUCUAUAUUUUAUGUCUAACGGUUAUAAUCCUGGGCAGUUUCUUAAUCUAUUUUCCGAUGAUUGUGAACGCAAUGACCGACUGAUUGUACAACUAUUUCGUAAAAUUUUUCUUUACAAUAAAAACGAAUGCGUAAAACCCCGCGCUGUAUGCUGUAACGUUCAAUCGUGUAGUAUUAAAAAAUCGCAACUCUUAUAAAAUCAUCGUAUGUACAAUCUCCCAACAUUCGUAUAUAAUUACAUUCUCGUAAUAAAAGCUUAUGUAACCCCGACUCUCGUCUACUUAUUUCACCCUGCGACCUUCCCUCUCGUAACUUCGAUACCAUAGCGCAUAGAACAAAGAAACCUGUUCAUUCCUGUUUUCCUCCGACCCC